This is a messenger RNA of Suillus subaureus, 1034 nucleotides long. RefSeq lists its product as uncharacterized. Lineage: Eukaryota; Fungi; Basidiomycota; Agaricomycetes; Boletales; Suillaceae. The transcript is spliced from 9 exons. The record is from RefSeq and is a predicted model, not a curated record. Bases 447 to 1034 code for a protein of 195 amino acids.
GGCGUCGUAUGGUAAUUUGAUGGCUAGGUACAUUUCGUUCAUCAGCUUUGGUUAACUAAGCUCAAGCAUUAUCUAGUGCUCAAGUUGUGUUCCACGCGCUCCUAGUGACAAAGAUGCAUCUCAAUCUAUGGGAAUCAGACAGGCGUUGUAACUCCCUUGAUGUUCGCCAUAAUAGAUCAAGUGCGGUGAACAAUUAAUCAAUAUUAUCAGCAGAUCCCUGCAUGUCUUCAUCGUUACAACGUCCCUUCAGCCCUGAAAUGCCAUUCUGUGACCGUCCAGGUACAUAGCAUGUCGGGUCUCUACACAAUACGGCAUAUUAGGGAAGCAUAGGAAACAGAACGAUUCCAAUUGGCCGACUACACUAUAAAAAUGGGUCGUCGCUUGCACGAAUACGUAUUAUUGCCCCCAGUCGUAUCGAGUGUCCAUUUGAUUAGGACCCCUUAGCCAUGUUCAACGCAGCCUUCUGUUGGCGAGUGAAGGAUGGGGCAGCGCCAAGACUCUUGUGUAUUUUAUCUCGGACGGGUGCUUUGGAGCCUCAAUUUGCUGUAACUUCGUUCUGGGUAAAUUCGCAGGAAUCACUCGCACUUACAUCAGUGAUCUUUGUUACUAGAUUUUCUACAGAUAUAGGAGACCUGCAAGGUAUCUUCUUGGCUCGCGCUUGUGCAAUUUGGGGACUUAGGAGGCGUGUGAUAGCGAUGUUUCUGAUCAGCGGGCUGCUAUACGUUGCUACUGGCCAUGUGGUGCUCUCAGUCAGUCGAUCCGCACCAAAGAUCAUCAAGUCUCCCAUCCGUAUCGCGAGCUGUUUUGAGACUGGCGAGGGCAGCACCAUCAUAAUCGUUUACGUGAUACUGGCUGUGGCGGAGAUACAGAUAUGGAUGUUCACGAUAUACAAGGCCGUGGCAAGCUACUGGCGAGAGGGGACCCAUAAUCGUCUGUUGGGACAACUGGUUCUCCACAAUAUGAUUUACGUGACCUGCGGACUCAUCAUACUAGCGACAGCGUUUGUCGAGGUCAGUAGCGCGAAAGAUGAAUAG